AUCUUUGCACCCGUUGUCCACCCGUCGACAGCGCACAACGCGCGCACGGCGCACGCUGCUUUCUGACGCCUCGAGGUCAGCCAACUCUCUACAUUCACUGCGCUCUUACUGGAGGGAAUGCAGAAAUGGCGAGCAAUGAGCUCGAAGAAGAGGGUAGCGUGCAGGCCCUCGUCCAAUCUUUCGCCAUGAUCAUAUUCUCCGAAAUUGGCGACAAAACGUUCCUAAUAGCCGCAAUUCUCGCUAUGCGUCACCCAAGACUCGUCGUCUUCAGCGGGGCAUUCGGCUCGUUGGUGGUCAUGUCCAUUCUGUCCGCAGCGGUCGGCCACCUGCUCCCAGCCCUCAUCCCGAAGUCAUGGACGCAGCUAGCAGCAGCAGGCCUGUUCUUCGUAUUCGGUGCGAAGAUGGUGAUGGAGGCGAGGGAGAUGAAGGGCGGAAACGACAAGAUACAGGAGGAGAUGCGGGAGGCAGAGGAGGAGAUCGAGGCAGCAGAGGCGGAGCUGGACCAUACUGGCAAAGUCGCUCAGAAUGGAGAGGUGAUACCGCUGGAGGAGAUUGAAGAAGGCGGAAGGCCGGAAAGGCAUGAUGGUACGAAUGGACACGCGAGACGACCGUCGUUGGGUUCAGGUGUUAGCAAAGCAAGCUCGAUCAAGGAAGGGGUACGGAACCUCUUCAGCUUCCUCCUGGGACCCGUGUUUGUGCAAUCCUUUGUGCUGACCUUCCUGGGUGAAUGGGGGGACCGAAGUCAGAUAGCUACUAUCGCUCUGGGAGCUGCUCAUAACGUCUACCUUGUCACAAUCGGCACGAUCAUUGGUCAUUCGUGUUGUACGGCGCUAGCUGUCAUUGGUGGCCGCUACGUCUCGACCAAAAUCUCCGUCAAGCAUGUCACGCUUGGCGGUGCCCUUCUCUUCCUUCUGUUUGGCUUCAUCUAUCUAUACGAGGCUCUUGGCGUGGUGGACAAGGACAUCUCAAUACCGGCCUAUGAUCCUCCAUCGAAUCCAGUGCCAUGAAAUGGAUGAGACAGUAUCACUUGUAGACAUAUCUUGGACAUAUAAUAUCUCAUUCUCUUUGGAUCUGUAGCGAAUGCAGACUCGCUCGCAGACAAGUUUCCUG
Messenger RNA from Gloeophyllum trabeum ATCC 11539, 1110 nucleotides. Its product is annotated as UPF0016-domain-containing protein. NCBI's taxonomy places the organism in Eukaryota, Fungi, Basidiomycota, Agaricomycetes, Gloeophyllales, Gloeophyllaceae. Gene Ontology annotation, biological process: Golgi calcium ion transport; manganese ion transmembrane transport; Golgi calcium ion homeostasis. The transcript is spliced from 3 exons. Gene Ontology annotation, cellular component: Golgi apparatus; fungal-type vacuole membrane. The coding region runs from base 126 to 1007 and encodes 293 amino acids. The record is from RefSeq and is a predicted model, not a curated record. Gene Ontology annotation, molecular function: manganese ion transmembrane transporter activity; calcium ion transmembrane transporter activity.